ACGAUGAAGCUUUACAAAAUCUGGCAAUGAAACAUGAGUCCAGAAAUGACCCUUUCAAUGGUAAAUUGUCCGUCCGUUUGUCCUUGCACGCAGCGUUCUUACUCCAAAGCAUCGAAAGCAAAAGCAGUCUUUGCGUUUCUGCAGCCAUGGCAGGGAUUCAGAGCCUAUCUCCCAACAUAAAAACACCACUGCAACAGCAGAUACUGCCGGCCGCAGCAUAGACGUUGAAGACUGAAGCCGCUCCCUUCCACUGCUAAACCAGGUUGGCCCUCUCGCCUGACAACCCUCCAUUUUAUAACCAAAUUGCUCCACCUUUGCACCAUUACCUCCACUUCAGCUUCAUGCUUCUGAUGAAUUGAUGAUGAUGGGAGAAGGCAGUGGGCGUCCCUUCACAGUCACCCAAUUGCAGGAGCUGGAGCUUCAAUCCCUCAUCUUCAAGUGCUUGGCAUCCGGCACCGCUGUGCCUCCUGAUCUCACCCUUGGCCUCAGGAGAAACUUCCUCGUGCCGUUUCUUCCUCAUGCCUCCUCGGUGGACGCAGAGCCAGGGAGGUGCCGGAGAACUGACGGGAAGAAGUGGAGGUGCUCCAAGGAGGUCCACCCAAACUCCAAGUACUGCGACAGGCACAUGCACAGGGGAAAGAACCGUUCGAGAAAGCCUUUGGAAUUGCUGUCCUCAUCAACUGUGCUCCACACCCACAGUUUCCUCCUCCCCUCCUCUUCCUCACCAUUUCAUAAAUGCAGUGACUCUAAGGAGUUCGUGAAUGGAUGUCCUUCAUUUGGUGGACAGGUUGAGAAAUUAGUAGUGAGCUCCGCCGAGGAGGCAAGACAGAGGUAUGGCCACAGGCAAGUCGUUCAUGCUCACUCUGGAAUUUGCUUAGCAGAGGAAGAUAAAGAGACGGAACGCUUUGAGUUCGGUGCUCACUUCGAAGUUGCUAAUUUGGAGGAAGAGAAAACCAGGAACGGUAGGCAAUUCCACUGGUUCCUUGAUGAGAAGCCUCUCAAGGUUGAGGGUUCGUGGAUGAGGGUGGGUCUGGAUCAGUUGGAGCAUAUCUAGAACUUGUGUUUAUGAUGCUGAUGAGGUCCAAUUCUGGAUCAGUCGCAUUGCUUUAUGUUCUCGGUUCUGGGUUCUUCAUCAUGAAGCAUCAAAUAUUCUUAAGUUUGGAGAUUGUGUGCAGUUCACAUUUAUUAAAUCAAAGAAUGCACGCAAAUAAGGCUCAACGUGGAACUUUGUUGGUGUAUUGUGUGUGUGUGUAUAUAUAUAUAUAGGUUUGUAGAAA
Messenger RNA from Zingiber officinale, 1277 nucleotides. RefSeq names its product growth-regulating factor 4-like. Lineage: Eukaryota; Viridiplantae; Streptophyta; Magnoliopsida; Zingiberales; Zingiberaceae. Gene Ontology annotation, cellular component: nucleus. The record is from RefSeq and is a predicted model, not a curated record. The coding region runs from base 359 to 1054 and encodes 231 amino acids. The transcript has 2 exons. Gene Ontology annotation, molecular function: ATP binding. Gene Ontology annotation, biological process: DNA-templated transcription; developmental process; regulation of DNA-templated transcription.